Limulus polyphemus (Atlantic horseshoe crab) is the source of this 1858-nucleotide messenger RNA. RefSeq names its product lysyl oxidase homolog 2A-like. Gene Ontology annotation, molecular function: copper ion binding; protein-lysine 6-oxidase activity. The transcript has 6 exons. Gene Ontology annotation, cellular component: membrane. Gene Ontology annotation, biological process: peptidyl-lysine oxidation. The record is from RefSeq and is a predicted model, not a curated record. Lineage: Eukaryota; Metazoa; Arthropoda; Merostomata; Xiphosura; Limulidae. Bases 225 to 1040 code for a protein of 271 amino acids.
UAUUAUUUUAAUGUUAUAACAGUAAAAAACCAGUAUAUUUUGUUCUUUUUAGGUGUCCACAGAAUAUAAUCUCACCAACAUUACAGUCCGACUUAUAGGAGGAAGAACACCAACCGAGGGAAGGGUGGAGCUACAAGUUCCGGGAAAAGGUUGGGGUGUUAUUUGUGGAGACGGAUGGGGUGUAUUGGAAGCCAUGGUGGCGUGCAGACAGUUAGGAUUUGGAUAUGCACAGGCAUCUAUUACAGAGCUCUUUCUUUGGAGGCAAAUACGAAGAUUUGAUUCUCAGUGGAGUAUCAUGUACAGGAGACGAGGAUAGCCUAGCUGAUUGUUUGCACGAUGAAACUGGACAUGUAGAGUGUCCAGGAAAAGAUGAAAGCAUUGCAGGGGUCAUCUGCACUACUGUUUUGCCAGACCUUGUUCCCGAUGAAAAAGAAAUUGAACGUUCUACUUACCUUGAGGAUCGAGAGCUGUUGUAUUUACAGUGUGCCAUGGAAGAAAAUUGUUUAGCGUCUCAUGCUUACCGACUACAGGAGAAUAACGAUUAUGGAUGGCAGUAUGAAAGGCGGCGGCUACUUCGUUUCACAGCAAGGAUUGGAAAUGUUGGAACAACGGACUUUCGGCCUUUUCUACCGAAACAUGCAUGGGAAUGGCACAUGUGCCACCUGCACUAUCACAGUAUGGAGGUGUUCGCCCAUUUCGACAUUAUAAACCAACAGGGACAAAAAGUUGCCGAGGGUCACAAGGCCAGCUUCUGCUUGGAAGAUAACCAGUGCCAAGAAGGAAUAGAGAAAAAGUACGCAUGUGCAAACUAUGGAGAUCAAGGUAUUUCUGUUGGAUGUACUGAUACCUACCUCCACAACAUUGACUGUCAAUGGGUUGAUAUCACAGAAUUACCAACUGGUCUUUAUUUCUUUAAAGUAUCAAUUAAUCCAGAAUUCAAAGUUCCUGAGAUAUCUUUCAACAAUAAUGCAGCCACCUGCUACUUUUUCUACAACGCCAUCUCAGCAAGAAUAUGGAACUGUACUCUGGGAAGACCUUGACAGAAUUGUAUGUGUGUGUGUGUAAGAGCUCUUUGUUUUAACUAACUGUAUGUGAUUCGAAAAAUUUACUGCCACUAUUUUUAUUUAUCAAAAAUAACAUAGAUAUGUUGACCUUUUUGAUGUUCUUUUAUAUACGAGUCCCAAGCAGAAGCUUAUGAAUGAUCAUAGAACUACGUUAUGUCUUUAGGGUUAGUAUAGCUCUUUGUUUGUCUCAUAUUAACAAGGUUAUAAAAAUAUUUUCAAUGCAAGACUGCAAUUUUUAUAAAUUGGCGUCAUUUCAUAAGUCUCGCAGAUUUAGCAAUGUAAACGUUUAAAUAUAUAAAUAAAUAGAAAUAUACCUUAAUAUUAUUCAGAUGUUUAAGUUGUAAAACUGCCUCAUUUUUUAAGAUCUCCAACUAUAUAUAUUCAUUUUAUGCUUUUCUUUCUGAACCAUAGCAUCAUUGUUUGAUCUUUCACCAGUAAGAUUAUAGUGAUUCGUUUUAAGACAUUACUUAGUUGCUUAGGUAAAGGCAAAUAAAACCUGAUCCAAUGUAUCAAUCUGCUAAACCUAAAUGAGAAUGUAUUGAAAAACAGAUCACGUGCCCAAACCUACAUUACUAUAGUCUUAGUUAUAGGAGAAAGUGGAGACACCUAUCACGCAUUAUUUGCUUAAGACAAAGUAAACAUGUAUAUGCCACAUUUGUUCUUUUGAUAUAUUGAUAGAAAUAUGUAAGUAGUAGUAGUAAUUGAAUACGCAUUAUUAGAUGUUCUUCAUUUUGAAGCUAUUAAGUUGAGGAUCUGUUCCAUAUAUUUGGAAAAUAAAAACGUUUCAAAAGCUA